GCGAGGCUGUGGCCGGCCGGGCGCCCUGAGCGUCCUGAGCGCCGCGCAGCCGGGUCGCCCGCCGCGCUGGCCCGGCCAUGUCGUCGUCCUUCUUCAACCCCAGCUUCGCCUUCAGCUCGCACUUCGACCCCGACGGCGCGCCGCUCAGCGAGCUCCCCUGGUCGUCCUCCCUGGCCGUGGUGGCUGUGUCUUUCUCGGGGCUGUUCAGCGUCAUCGUCCUCAUGCUGGCCUGCUUGUGCUGUAAGAAGGGCGGCAUCGGGUUCAAGGAGUUUGAGAACGCGGAGGGGGAAGAGUAUGCGGCCGACUUCUCGGCGCAGGGCUCCCCGGCCACAGCGGCGCAGAACGGGCCCGACGUGUACGUCCUGCCGCUCACCGAGGUCUCCCUGCCCAUGGCCAAGCAGCCGGGGCGCUCAGGUGAGUGUGCCAGGCAGGGUGCCGGGGGGCGGGUGCUCAGCCCAGCCCUCCCUCUCUGGGGCGCGGUGCUCGCCGAGGGUGCUGCCGGGAGGUCGGGGCGGGCCAGGCCCAGGGUGAGCUCCACAGGUGGGGCAGGGGCUGAGGCACCUGGGGCUGCACCGGGCUGGGCUGUGGGGCCGAGGGUCCUGCGAAGGGUGUCCCGCUUCUCCCGUGGACCCCAACGCUGGAGGGACGACGGGGUCCGCUUCCACGGGCCUCAAGGGAAUAACGUGAAGACUCCAGAUUCGCGGACGACGGCUUCCACGCCGACGGCGACUACGUCUGACAGUGACGGAGACACCGCUCCCUCCAACUUCGAGUACAUGGAGGCGGCCGGCGCCGACGCUCCCCGCCGGGCCGCCGAGCCCGCUGCCGCGCCCCUCGCAGGAGCUUGCGCCCCCGACUGCACCCGCUGGGCCCGGCUCAGCCGCACACCCGUCGUGGCAGCAUACUUCAUCCGCCUGGAAGCACCACACCGCCCGGCCACACCCCGACAGCGCCGGCGCGCCGGCCGCCGCACCCGCGGACCAGACGAGGAUCAGAUGUCAACCGCUCCCUCACGGCACGAGCCGCUGCUGGGACCGGGGCUGGCCACCACAGGGCGAGAGCGCGGAGCUGGACGCCAAGGCCGCCAGCAUAGAACACUGGAGCCCAACGUGUCGGCAAUAACAACAGCGCAGCAGCGAUCCAGAGACCUGGACCCCGCUAUGGGCAGCUACACGACGAGCCCAGCCGAACAGACCCCUGCUCCCGACAGGCACGCCCGCCAGGAGCCCAGAGCCCGCUUGCGCAGGGCACCCCCCUGCCAGCAGCCUGCCGCGCUCCGACUUCCCCACCCUGUGCCUGCCCAGGCCUGCACCGUCCGUCCCCUGGUGCACCCCUGCACAAGCCACUGGCGGGGCGCCCCCAGCAAGAGCCAGGCUUGCUGCGAGGCCGUAGGUCUGCUACCCCUUCCCGCCCUCCCCUCCCCUACCCAGCAGGGAGCCCCACUUCCCUCCGAGGCGGCCGGCACCCCUGACCUCCUGCCUGACUCGCCCACUGAGCCGGCUGGGGCUGCUGACAACAGCGGCAGCUGCUGCCCCGCAGUGGAGGUGGCCAGCAGUGAGGACGAGGACACAACUGAGGCCACUUCAGGCGUCUUCACCGACUUGUCCAGCGACGGUCCGCGCUCUGAGAAGCCGGACGCGGUGCCCGCCUUGCGCUCUCUGCAGAAGCAGGUUGGGACGCCCGACUCCCUGGACUCACUGGACAUCCCGUCCUCAGCCAGUGACGGUGGCUGUGAGGUCUCCAGCCCGUCAGUGCCCGGCCCCCCCGGCGGGCAGCCCCGAGCCCUGGACAGCGGCUAUGACACGGAGAACUACGAGUCCCCCGAGUUCGUGCUCAAGGAGGCCCACGAGUGCGAGCCCGAGGCCUUCAGGGAGCUGGCCCCGGAGGGCGAGAGCCCCGGGCCCGAGACUCAGCUCUCAGCCUCCCUCCCUGGCCUCAGCGAGAAGAACCCCUACCGAGACUCGGCCUACUUCUCAGACCUGGAUGCCGAGUCCGAGCCUCCCACGGGCCCGGAGGAGAAGUGCGGUGGAGUCCAGGCCCCCGGGCCAGAGCCAGGCCUGGAGAGCUCGAAGAGCCCUGGGGAGCUGCCUGGGCCCGGGGUGCCCGGCGAGGCACAGGGCGCUGGCCCCAGGGAGGUGCUGCCACCAUCGCCGCCCAUCGACGGGUCUUCCACAGAGCCAAGCGCCGGCCCCAGGCCAGAGCCUCCUGAGUCCCCGGGCCCAGCCAAGCUGCCACCUGUGCCCAGCCCCGGCCGCCCCAAGCUUUUCCUGCUGACCCCAGUGCCACCGAGCUCAGGAGGUGACAGCUCCGAGCUCCAGGGGGCCCCUGGACUGUUGUCAGGGCUGGCCCCGCAGGAGCGGACGGGGUGCCCCAGUGCCCCACGAACCCCGCUCUGCCUGGCUCUGCCUGGCCUCCCUGCAGCCUUGGAGGGCCGGCCAGAGGAGGAGGAGGAGGACAGCGACGACAGCGACGAGUCGGACGAGGAGCUCCGCUGCUACAGCAUCCAGGAGCCCAGCGAGGAGAGUGAGGAGGAGGUGCCCGCCGUGCCCGUGGUGGUGGCCGAGAGCCAGAGCGCGCGCAACCUGCGCGGCCUGCUCAAGAUGCCCAGCCUGCUGUCGGAGGCCUUCUGCGAGGACCUGGACCGCAAGAAGAAGGCUGUGUCCUUCUUCGACGACGUCACCGUCUACCUCUUCGACCAGGAAAGCCCCACUCGGGAGCUCGGGGAGCCCUUCCCUGGCGCCAAGGAGUCGCCCCCCACGUUCCUGGCGGGCAGCCCGGUCUCCCCCAGCGCUCCGGGCCCGCAGCUGCAGGACGACCCGACCCGCGGAGGCGGCACGUUCCGGUGGGACGACGACCUCCCGCCAAUGCCUGCCAAGGCGGCCCUCGCCACGGCCCCCGCCCCGCCGGCCCCGGCUGCGCCCACGUCGCGCUUCACUGUGUCGCCCGCGCCCGCGUCGCGCUUCUCCAUCACGCACGUGUCCGACGGGGACGCAGACCCCACGGGAGGCUCUGCGGCAAGUGCAGGGGGUGGGAGUAAAGACGCUUGAGACCCAGGCAGCUCCCACCCAUUGGAGGCUGGCGUCACCGGAGCCCCUGCCAGGCAGCAGCGAGGAUGGUGACCAGGAGUGAGUGUGGGCGUGGCCCUGGUGGCUGCCAGCAAUAGGUUCCAGUGUCCCCCGGAGAAGCAUCGGGACAAGAGGCCCCUCUCUGGCUGGGGUGGUGGAUUGGCCACGCCCCCAGCCCCGUGCUGCCCUGGGGCCAGAAUUUGUCCUGGACACCGGGUUUGCUGCUAGUCCUAGGGGUGGGGCACCUGUACAACACACACAUGCGCGCACACAGGCACACACACAGGCACUCGAGAGGGCCCUGCAGCUGCUGGACACUCGGCCUCUGAGGCCAGGGACCUGCUCUUGGCCACCCACCGGGAGCCACAUUCGACUGCCUCCUUCAGUGUUCACAGGACAUGCCCGGCCAGGCAGAGGCCCCCAAGACAGCAGCAGGCUGCAAGCCUCUCCUGUCCCCGGCCCCUCCUGGUUCUGGGUUCUGCUCAGCACAAGGAGAGGACUGUGGCUUUCUGUCCCUGCUGUCCUCGUCUCAGAGUCUGUGGCUGUUCCCCCCUCGCUGACUCAGACUGUAGCCAGCUCUGCCCACGGGCUGGGGCCGCGCCCACCCGGGUCCCACUGCCGGAGCCUGGGCUGGGUGGCCAGAGAGAUGGGGGAAGUGGAGGUACAGGCCACACCCCUGCCACGCGGGCCCGUUCUAGAGUGCCCUCGGCAGGGCGGCGGGGUGGCUCCCCUCCGCAGUGCCCCAGCUGCCAAAGGAAAGCGGGAGCCACAGCCGACCUCGGUGACGGGCUCCGCCUGCAGGGACGGGGCGGUGGGGACGCGGAGUGGCCGGGGGUCGGGCCGUGCAGGGAAUAUUUUUGUAACUGCUGUUGCUGGAGCGAAUGGAAGCGGGUGAGCUUAAGUUAUUGUUGCCAAAGAGAUGUAAAGUUUAUCAUUGCUUUGGGGGGAUUUGUUUUCGGUUUGUGUCUUUUGUUUUUUAUUAGUUUGAGGCUUAGGAUGCUGGUGCAAUGAUUUCCUUGUUCCCUUUCUGUUUGUUUUUUAAGAGAAAUCAAGCUAAGAAAAAAAUGGC
Molecule: messenger RNA, 4134 nt
Organism: Microcebus murinus (gray mouse lemur)
Lineage: Eukaryota; Metazoa; Chordata; Mammalia; Primates; Cheirogaleidae
Source: RefSeq, a predicted model, not a curated record